GUUAGUCUGUUUAAUAAUCAAUAAAAAUCAUAGUGAACAGUUGCAAUUCCAUGGAAAUGACGAGUAUACAUGGAGCCAGUAUCGAGGAAGUACAUGAGGUACCUAUGAAUGUGAUAACCAGACCUUAUUUACCGGAAAUAGAUGAAUCGAAAAUAAAAUCUAUUAUGGCGGUUAUACAAGAUCCCAUCAGACGUGAGUCCUUACCGCCAAUAGACAUAAUGUGGAUCAAAGGCAGGGAAGGAGGUGACUACUAUUUCAGUUUUGGAGGCUGCCACCGUUACUAUGCGCACGAAAGAUUAAAUCAAUCUACAAUUCGAGCCAAACUUAUUAAAUCGACCAUCGCAGAUCUCAGAUCGUAUUUGGGGGCAUCAACACCUGAUCUCAAAUAAAAUAUUGGCAAACGACUGAUACUUAUUGAAAUGAAAGCCUUGUAAACUUAACUUAUCAAGACACAAAU
Messenger RNA from Ctenocephalides felis (cat flea), 457 nucleotides. RefSeq names its product putative sulfiredoxin (gene Srx). Gene Ontology annotation, cellular component: cytoplasm. Gene Ontology annotation, biological process: cellular response to oxidative stress. NCBI's taxonomy places the organism in Eukaryota, Metazoa, Arthropoda, Insecta, Siphonaptera, Pulicidae. The record is from RefSeq and is a predicted model, not a curated record. Bases 51 to 389 code for a protein of 112 amino acids. Gene Ontology annotation, molecular function: sulfiredoxin activity. The transcript is spliced from 3 exons.